GAAAAAAUCGCUAAUUCCAUACCUUUCCAACUAAGCCUUGCUUAGGCUUCGACAUUUAUGAAAAACGGCUCGAUUCAUGCCUUUAAAUUAAGCAAAAUAAGAAAAAAUAAAAAGCCAACUUUUGAAAAACUUGUGAAACGUCAAAUGGCCAUCUUCUCUUUAAAAUUUCCCGCCGUUUUGGAGAAAAACCGCUGGUCAAAUUCUGAGCUCGCAGAUGAUUGAUGAUUACCACUGACGUUGACCUAUGAUUAUAAUGAUCAAUAACACCGAUUUAAUUUAUUGGUUGAUCGACAUGUAGUGAUUUAAACAACAGGGAAGAGAAUGAGUUAUGAAAAAUUAAGAAAGAUUGCAAUAUAUGGUGCAGUUGCUUCCAUUAGUGCAGCAUUCAUCUUACAUCAUAAAACUCAAGGUAUAAAAAUAAAUAUUUACCAUUAAUUUUUAAUUAACUCGCAUUGCACCCUAAUGCAACCUAGUUUAUUGUCUUUAUUAUUUUAUUCUGUCUAACAUCAGAUUAUUUUACUUGUCAAGGGUCCCGAGGAGAGCACUGGCACUCAAUGGGUUAUUCAAGGAAGAUUAAUUAACAUUUUCCCCUUUAUGAGAAAAAUUGUCUGGCAUAUUAGACAGAAUAACAUAGUAAAGGCUACAUAUAGGGGAACAAGCUGGGCACAUUCUGACUUAAUGAGUUAAGCAGCAAUUUGCCCUGAUACGUACAUCCUGCAUGCAUGGUGGUUUCAAUCUCUACUGCCAGAUAUUUAAAUACUUGGAUUAUUUAUAAAUACCCUUCAUGAGUAAAAUACUAAAAUUGUCUGUCAUUAGGUACAGUAAAACAAUCUGGCAUUAAUGACAGACAUUCCAGCCACUGGAGCUGAAAUUUAGUCACACUGUGUUCAGUGAAUUUAUCAUAAGGAGAGUGUAACAUGUAUUAAUGGGUUACCCAUAACUUCUAGACUAUCUGUAUACAGUCUUCACUUCUCAAGGGGACUGGAAAUCUUUAGGUAUAUACUGUACAGUAAGUUAAGUGAGUUAUUAAACAUCUAAACUAAUUAUUUUAAGCACCAUUAGAUGGAAAAGGAAGCCUAAUCAAACUCACGCUUACCUCUUUCCAGCCAACCUUGCAGCCGGCGGAUACUACCAGCUGACGACAGAAGCUGUCAAACAACAUCAACAAACCAAUGACAUCCUGGGUAGUCCUCUGAGGUUCGCCUAUAUGAACCUCAGUAGAAGAGAUAUCCGAAUCACCAAGGAUCAAGCACAGGUUUACAAAAACAUAUUGGAUAGCAGGACUGCCAAGAUGGGUGUCCAGGGCUGCAAGCAGGGGCAGGAUAAAUUGUCUUGGGUUCACAUCCUGAUUCCUUGGCAAGGACCCCGAUUCUUGAAGGUUGCAAAAAUUGAGUUGGCUCCCAUAAAGCCUAGGAUCCCUUUUAAGUUCACUUCCUGUGCUCCUGUAGGACACUGUUUUUGCUCUUUUAAAAUUAUGUUGUGAUAUGAGUAACAGGGCAGCCUUGUUGGAUCCACUACUAUUUGGUAGUAUUUCAUUUACUAUAUUUACUUGUAUCUUUUAGAUUGUAGUUCCAAUUCGAGGCUCAAAGAGAUCAGGGAAUGUCUACUCCAAAUCUUCCAAGAGAAAUGAUAGGUGCAUUUAAUUUCUGUUAAAUACUCUAGUCCAUGGAUCAUUGCUCAUUUAUAGUCCAACCUACAUAUAAUCUUACACUACUUUAUACUAAGAAAGCUGAGAUUGAGAGAGAUUAUAACUACAGUACCUGAAAAAUACAAGCAGAACUUCACCUUACACUGUCUAAUACCAAUAAUUAGGCUCAAGACUUUUCAAUGUAGAAUAAUUUUUUUAGAUGGUAUCUUGACAAUGUUGAAGUUGAAGUAAAUCAAAGUGAAGGAAAAAGAAUAAAGGUUGUGUCUGAAGACUCUUUCACCGACAAUGAAUGAAGAAAAAAAGUUAUGAGGGUCCGAAAAAAUUAAAGAAGAACAGCUUGCAAAAAAUUUGUUUUUCAAAUUCCCUCAUUCUAUAUCUGUAUGUGCCUUGGGAUCAUCUUCAUUUUGUGAAACCAGCUUGCUACUAAAUUUUAAAAUGAAAGUAUUCAGUGAACAUAUACUGUACAAUGACAACACAUACAAUAUGUACUGUGCAGCUAUAGAGAUUGAAAUCCAUAAUUAUACUGUGUCCUGAGAACUAUCAUUUUAUGCAUAAACUAGCUAAAUUAAAUAAACUCCAUGCAUAUCUUAAAAAACUGAAAAAUAAUUUAUUAAUUUCCAAGUUGCAUAUUUAUUUCCAUCUAUUUCUUACAUGAAUUCAGUCAGAAAAAUGUUAUUAAACUACUGUACAGAACCUACAACAUGUAAAAUUAUGAGUGAAAAUUGUUACUAGUAAUUUUAUGCAUUCAAUUAUUUUGUAUUUCAAAUAUAAUUGUUAACUAUUAUUCUGUAAUAUUCCAAUAAAUAUUUUAUUGAAACCCAGUAUGUAGCUAGCAAGUACCCACCAUGUCUGACAACUGUCAGUGAGGAUUGCAUGUGCUCAGCAACACCACCUACAUAAAAAAUUAUUACAGUAUUUAUGAACAGCUAAUUACUGUCAUAGGCCUGUGUUCAGUAGCUUUAAAGAUCAAUUCACCUUAUUUAUAUAUUCUGUAAUCUUCUAUUUCUUGUCCAAAAGUUUCAUCAACAACACAGAAACAAGAGUCAUUGAUUCCGGGUCCACAACCACUAUGUCAUAGAGUUGUUCAAAAUUCUUUCUCAGCUCAUUUAC
Molecule: messenger RNA, 2758 nt
Organism: Paramuricea clavata
Lineage: Eukaryota; Metazoa; Cnidaria; Anthozoa; Malacalcyonacea; Plexauridae
Source: the annotation of a GenBank genome assembly